This is a messenger RNA of Hydatigera taeniaeformis, 360 nucleotides long. NCBI's taxonomy places the organism in Eukaryota, Metazoa, Platyhelminthes, Cestoda, Cyclophyllidea, Taeniidae. The record is from the annotation of a GenBank genome assembly.
AUGACUGUUUUUGUGUUUAUUUUUAUCAGCCACAUCACGUUCCACUGCCUAUUAGCGUGUCUCGUCUACAUUUUCAGCAGCGUUUUGCGACUGACAGUACUCUUUUCCACGGACUUGGACAUCACACCGCCGUGGAAACCGGAUGUGAACGGUGAUAUGGAUACCAAAUACAUUCCCGAGGAGUUCCAGAGGGAAAACGUGGCGGUUACACCUCCAGAGAAAAGCGUAUAUUCAGACUUUCUUGACCAGCCUUACUUCCAGCGCUUCAGCUACCAUGGCAGCCGCCAAAGUCUCAGUCGUCAAAGUGUUCUCAGCUUUGGGGACAAUGGCUCCAUACCUGAAGGCGCUCUUCCAAACUGA